Messenger RNA from Nylanderia fulva, 1101 nucleotides. Lineage: Eukaryota; Metazoa; Arthropoda; Insecta; Hymenoptera; Formicidae. The record is from RefSeq and is a predicted model, not a curated record.
AUGAACGUUCAAGCAAAGAUAAAGGAAGUGGAAAAUGAAAUGGCGAGAACUCAAAAGAACAAAGCAACAUCAAACCAUUUGGGUAUUCUAAAGGCUAAACUAGCAAAAUUGCGCAGAGAAUUAUUAGCACCGCCCAAAUCAUCUGGUUCUCCUAAAGAAGCUGGUUUUGAUGUAUCUAAAGCAGGUGUGGCCAGAAUUGGGUUUAUUGGAUUCCCUUCAGUUGGCAAGAGUACUCUCAUGUCCAACCUCACAGGUACAUAUUCAGCUGUGGCUGAGUAUGAAUUCACUACACUCACGGCGAUUCCAGGAAUGUUAAGAUAUAACGGGGCUAAGAUUCAAAUAAUAGAUCUUCCUGGUAUAAUAGAAGGUGCUAAGGAUGGAAAGGGAAGGGGAAGACAAGUUCUAGGAGUAGCUAGAAGCUGUUCACUCCUCCUUAUAAUUUUGGAUGUAUCUAAACCAUUAACCCAUAAAAGGAUAAUAGAAAGGGAGUUAGAUCUUUAUGGGAUAAGACUUAACAAGGAACCUCCUGAGAUAAAAUUAGUGAAGAAGGAUAGGGGUGGUAUAAACAUAGUAGGAGAGACCUCUAUAGAUAUAUCACUUAUUAAGGGAGUACUUCACGAGUACAGAAUCAGUAACAUGGACAUAAUUUUUAAGAAGAAUACUUCAUACACCAUUGAUGAUUUGAUAGAUGUGAUAGAGGGGAAUAGGAAGUAUGUCAAGUGUAUCUAUGUAUUGAAUAAGAUAGAUAAGAUAUCAAUUGAAGAGUUAGAUAUAAUUUAUAGAAUACCACAUGCAGUCCCGAUCUGUUCGUACCACAAAUGGAAUUUUGAUGAUCUUCUCAAGAGAUGCUGGGAGUAUUUUAAUUUUGUCAGGAUAUUCCCCAAACCCAAGGGUCAAUCGAUUGAUUAUCUAGAACCUGUGGUUCUUAGGGAAGAGAGAAGGUCAAUUGAAGAUUUUUGUAAUUCGAUUCACAGAGGAAUCAUCAACAAAUUUAAGUAUGCACUGGUGUGGGGAUCUUCUGUCAAACACACCCCACAGAAAGUGGGUAGAGACCACAUUCUAAAUGACGGGGAUGUUGUUCAAAUAGUGAAGGGCAUUUAA